UAAACAUAAUGAUGGCGAGCUGUCCUUAACCGAUUUCCCUCGGUCCACUCUAUCAGCUUUCUAAUUGAGCAGGCGAUAUUUGCUGCAGUCAGAAACCCCAAAUCCUUUGAAUUCUAUCAAGUCGACACACGCGAUAUACUACAUUACCUCUGUCCUCCUCCAGGUCUGAUAUGGACACCCCUCCGAUGACCUUGACUUGCGCUCAGUGCGCUCGGAAGUUGGGUGAUCUCGUGGCACAACUCCCUGUCAAUGACAUCGAAGAAACAUGGAAAGAAGUCGAGUUGACCGCCCAGCAACUAGCAAACGGGCUUCGUGUUCGAGAUGGUCCUGAGGAUAAUCACACGAUGUUGGGGAAAAGUUUACUACCUCAGAAUCUCACCACUUUACUCGGCAGUGCGUUGAAUGGUACACUUAUCCCGGGUGCUAGUCGCACAGCACCUGUCUUUGAGAUUCUUCGUGUUGGCGCGAACCUCUGCGUGGAGCACGACCAGAACAGGGGGCACCUCCUCGAGGCAGGUUUCCCCCAGGCCGUCGUAUCCUUGCUUGAAGGCUACACAGACACCAUUCCCGAGGAACCUCAGAUGGAUCCGUUUCCCAUGUCCAUUGCACAUUUGCAGGUUGUGAAGACUGCUGUCGGAGUCCUACUGAACGCUACACUGACAUAUGAACCAGUGAGAAACCGUCUCACAUCGCUAGAGGUUGCGAAGACGAUUGUCCGGCUAUCAACAGCCCUCUACCCUCCCGCUGCGUGGAUGAGAACUACAUCUAACCUUUAUCCUCCUGAAACAUCUCCAGAUGACAUUACUUUUGACCGUAUCUCCGAAUCUUGGGCUAUAAGAGCCGGACUGUCGAGUUGGGCAGGAAGGUUAAUAUCAGAACUUCAAGAUGAUGUACACCCUCUGUUCUCCCAAGAGGUGUUACCAUAUCUCGUCCAAUCGCUCAUCGCCUUCACGCCGCCACUCUUGGCUGCAUCUCCUCCCCCUCACUUCGCGCAACCUUCUCAACUACGGACAACUCUCCUCAAUACAGAUUUUGACCUUCUCUCGGAGUCAUGCUCUCACCUUGAGUCAUCAGCUCUUGACGUGGCGGACGUGCGUCUUUCGCUGGCACGCGGCUUUACAUUUCCCGCAGAGCAUCACGAUAUUCCCUGUUUUUCUGCGAUGCUCGACUUUGUUGAAAAGGGAGGAUAUGCACCAUUAUGGUAUGUCCAGUCCGAGAAUGGUCUCGAAGGCGGGGACGUCAGUAAGAAAGAGAAGGCUUUCGAUGACUGCAAGGCUGCAGUAAUCAAAGCCGUCGUAGAAGUCUCUGGAGAUGACAGGAAUCUCGAUAUACUGUGGGAUGACUCAGACGAUACACGGCCAGGAGGGGAGUUUGUGUCACGAAUGAUUGACUGGAUCAGAUCGUUCGUCAGCGGCGGGACUUAUGGCAAUGAGAGAGACGACCUUGUCAUUUGUGCCACUUUAUCUCUGGGUAACAUAACGCGUGGAGAAUCGCACUCAACAAUUCUGCUCUCUCAGCCAUACGACAUUGCUCGACUCCUCUCGUCGGACGCUCUGCUUGCUCCAUCCACUGAUAUCAAACUGAAGCACGGUGUCAUUGGUCUAUUGAAACACUUAGCACAGUCCUCAUCUCAGAUGCCAUCCAAUCGUGCAACCCUCAGCGCUGCUGGUGUCAUCCAACUCAUACUUAGGAGCGGCGUUUGGGAUGAUAGAAGUGAUUUCAUGCUUGACAUAGUCCAGGUGAAUGCCAUCGGUGUUGUUAAGCAUCUGUGCAACAACAGUGUGGAUAAUGCCUGCGUGUUUAUACUAGAACCAGUGGAAGGCCAAGACCCUCCUUCGACAGGUCUAUCUCAGUUACUUGCCCUUGUCAAGCGCUCCGACACAAGCACCCGGAUCAUUGUGAACUUGAUCAGGUCGCUCUGGACAAACGAGCGUAGAGAUGAAAUAAGCAACGAGGAGGAGCUACAAGCCAGACAGCAGAAGCGGGUGAGAGCCAUGGAUGCUUUGCUCACUCCAGCGUGCGCAGAAGCUCUGGCUGCCCUUAUCGGUAGAAGCGCCAAGCAUCUCAUUCUCAUCAAUGAGGGCGUGGUAGCAUCAAGUCUACUGAGCAUGCAUCGCGACGGAGGUGCAUUAGUUCUGAAUGCCUUGACUACUCCACUACCAGUAGAAGUGACGCCGUCUUCAACGGGGUCCGCCCCGGUGUCUACAACGACUUCUGUCGCUAGUGAAACCAUGGACUCCCCGAUCAUCCUUUCUCCGACGGGCACGUCCAAUAAAAUACCAUCUGUUCGACAUGCUCUCGAUCAGCUUAUCGUCUCUUUGAAGAGCGAGUCCACUCCUGCCGAGGUCCGAACAAACAUAUGUGCUUUCUUUGGCCAGAUCAGUAAGCGUGGAACCGGAGAAGGACUUCAGAGGCUGAAAGAGGCCACGAGACCAAUUCUAGAAGAGUUGGUCAGUGUUCACGGACACAGUAUGCUCGGGAGCGCCGCGAAGAGGGUGUUGGAUAUGUGGAUAUCGGAGUGAACUACGCUUGGAAUAUGAAUGGAAUGGUAGAUGUUAUCAAUGUAUUUUUGCGUGUUUUCUAGACUAUAUGAGUUUAUGAGUUGCAUCGUCAGAAAUAAAAAAAGAUCAAGAGUUGAGUUGCUGAAUAUGAAUGCUACACCCGACGCUCAGUAGGAGCGUAAAAUCGCUGAGCUUAAUGCCUGGGGUGAAGAGAUUUCUCUGCCGUCCUGCAUAACCUCCGUGUCAUGAGGAAACUUACUACUUUAAUUCGGGAGAUCGAACAGGAUGGG
This is a messenger RNA of Suillus paluster, 2791 nucleotides long. RefSeq lists its product as uncharacterized. Bases 171 to 2522 code for a protein of 783 amino acids. Lineage: Eukaryota; Fungi; Basidiomycota; Agaricomycetes; Boletales; Suillaceae. The record is from RefSeq and is a predicted model, not a curated record. The transcript has 9 exons. Gene Ontology annotation, biological process: positive regulation of GTPase activity. Gene Ontology annotation, cellular component: cytosol. Gene Ontology annotation, molecular function: guanyl-nucleotide exchange factor activity.